CAGUAAAAAAGAGGGAAAAAAGACGCGUAGAGCCACUGUGAGUGUUGGGUGCAGGCAGUGAACGCCCAGUGACCGCACAGGCCGGUGGGAGGCAGAGGCGUAAGGUUGCCCCGCAAAUUUUUUAGUGACCCAUUGAUAGCUUUUCCUUCCCCUCCCUCAACAUUUCCUCCGGCUCUGAGCAAUCUGUCGACGCUUCACCACCCGCUGUUUCCGUGCAGUUCUUUCUCCUCGUUCUGCCCUCACAAAUCGUCUGUUUGGUGCCGCUGUUUUCACGAUCCCAUCCUCGUCCAUCAUCACAAUCAGUCAAUCAAAAUGGCCGAACCGAUUAAGAACAAGCGGCCCGACCCCGCCGUUGCCCCGUUCGUAUCCAUCUCCCCCAUCUACCCCGCCGUUGUUACGGCCCAACAAGAUUUGGCUUGUGAUCAUGAACUGACCAUUUUGCAUGACGCAGAGGAUCUGGGUGGUGGUGUCACUGCCGCUUCCAUCUUUGCUCACGACCCCCGCCUCGUGUCUCUGAUCCAGGGCCGUCUCGGUUCCCUCGUUGGCAAGUCUUCCGGCUACAUCGAGUCGCUCCCUGCCGAGGUCAAGCGCCGUGUCUCCGGUCUCAAGGGCAUCCAGAAAGAGCACUCCAAGCUCGAGGCCGAGUUCCAGGAGGAGGUCCUUCAGCUCGAGAAGAAAUUCUUCGCCAAGUUCACCCCUCUCUAUGAGCAGCGUGCUGCCAUCGUCAACGGCAAGACCGAGCCCACCGAGGACCUCGUCAAGGCCGGCGAGGAGGAUGAGGACAAGGCGGAGGGCGCCGCUGUCGAGAACAAGGGCGCCACCGACGGCGGUAAGGUCAGCGGUAUUCCCGAGUUCUGGCUCUCUGCCAUGAAGAACCAGAUCUCCCUUGCCGAGAUGAUCACCGACCGCGAUGAGGGCGCUCUCAAGUCCCUGAUCGACAUCCGCAUGGAGUACCUCGACAAGCCCGGUUUCCGCCUGAUCUUCGAGUUCGCUGAGAACGAGUUUUUCACCAACAAGAUCAUCACCAAGACCUACUACUACCAGAACGAGAGCGGGUAUGGCGGUGACUUCAUUUAUGACCAUGCCGAAGGUGACAAGAUCGACUGGAAGGCCGGUCAGGAUCUUACCGUUCGCAUCGAACAGAAGAAGCAACGUAACAAGACCACGAAGCAGACUCGCAUCGUUAAGAAGACUGUCCCAACCGAGUCCUUCUUCAACUUCUUCUCGCCCCCCAAGCCGCCCACCGACGACGACGACGAGGCGGCCGAGGAUAUUGAGGAGCGUCUCGAGCUCGACUACCAGCUCGGUGAGGACAUCAAGGAGAAGCUUAUUCCCCGCGCCAUCGACUGGUUCACCGGCGAGGCCCUCGCUUUCGAGGAGUUGGACGAGGAGGACUAUGCCGAUUUCGACGACGAUGAUGAGGAUGACGAGGACGAUGACAGCGAGGACCACGAUGAUGAGGACGAGUCCGAGGAGGACGAGGAGGAUGGCAGCAAGCCCAAGCAGGAGCCCUCGGAGUGCAAGCAAAGCUAAAUGGUGUAGACUUCUCGCCAACAUGGCCUAGCAUACUUCAUUGAUCGGGCAAUCGCCCCUCCGCCCUCUACCCGGGCCUUUUUUUCACUGGUGUCCCAAUUACACUGCUCAUCAGCAGGCUCCAUUAGGGAGCAAUACGGCGAAUGAUGGACAUGCAGGAGUGCCGAAAUUGAGCUCUGAUUUGUACUUGUUUUUGAGGACAUUUCCGGGUAAUAUGUCUUGUCUUUGCAUGCCCUUUGCGUUUGAUGGCUUCUCCUCGUCUCAGUUUGUUUAUGGGUUUUCAAUUUUCAUUUGUGCGGGUGGGAAGCGAUUGUCUUUUCCCGAGAUGUGAGGGCAUACUAGAAGGCAGACAAAAAGGGGGGCUCACAACUGGGGGCAGGACGAGUCUCGAGCACUGUAUGGGAACACUUGGUAUUAGGUUUAUGGCACCUGAGCCCAGCAGUCAGUAGGCAGUGAAUUCACAUUAUGUAGCAAACUCAUCAACAUCGUGAUCAUCAUGA
Molecule: messenger RNA, 2033 nt
Organism: Podospora bellae-mahoneyi
Lineage: Eukaryota; Fungi; Ascomycota; Sordariomycetes; Sordariales; Podosporaceae
Gene: NAP1
Product: histone chaperone
Exons: 4
Coding region: 313-1533 (406 amino acids)
Biological process (GO): nucleosome assembly
Cellular component (GO): nucleus; chromatin
Molecular function (GO): histone binding; chromatin binding
Source: RefSeq, a predicted model, not a curated record